AUGACCGGAUCCUCGCUGGCGUCGUCGCUACUGGUGCGCCACCUGCUCAGACCACCACUGCCACUUUUAAGACGACUCGUACACGCCUCUGCACCUUCCUUUGCCCAGCGACUGGUCAGACGAAGGGCCCCCGUCGUCGUUCGUCGCCAUGUCCCAGCGCCAACCUCCGGAGCUGCCGCUGCCGCCGGGCUUGCGAAGCCUCGCAACGACGAAGGUACAAACAAGGCGCUCGUCCAGAACGAGCAGCAGCAGGACAAUACAGCAACCACACGGUCCGUGAUCGAGCAAGAAACAUCCCAUUCACCCGAACUACCACCCGCUUCGCGCCUCCCCGUCGAGGUCCCCCACGAUCCGCACGGCGUUAUUGAUCGGUCGCAAUCGCUCGCGUCGGAGAAGGUACGACAAUUGUUCGCCGUCCCCGCCAUCGUCGUAUCGCGACAGCUCGAGAUUAUGUCCAUCAUGGUCGGCUACGAGCAAGCCAACAGGUACCAGCUGCAGUCCCCCGAAGGCGAGGUGCUCGGUUAUCUCCUCGAGGAGGAUCUCGGUAUUGGCAAGGCCAUCACCCGCCAGAUGCUCAAGACUCACCGACCCUUCAAGGCGACCGUACUCGACACGGAAGGGAACGUCAUCCUCGUCGUCUCGAGGCCUUUCACCUGGAUCAACUCCAAGAUCACCGUCUCUCUCCCGGACGACUCGGAUCCGGACGCAGCAGGCUCCACGUCGAAGGUCAUUGGUGAAGCUCAGCAAGAGUGGCACCUGUACCGAAGGAGGUACAACAUGUUUGUCAACCGAGACGAGGAAGGGAUGGACCAGUUUGGCAGGAUCGAUGCCGGUCUCUUGGCCUGGGAUUUCACCGUUUUGAAUGAAGAGAGUCGUCCCAUUGGGUCCAUCAAUAGGUGCGCUACAGUUCGUGCCCACCAGUUGUCGCAUAACAAAACUGACUGGGUGCUGUGAGGCGUCGUGCAUAGGAACUUCCAAGGGUUCGCCAAAGAGAUCUUUGCCGAUGCUGGGCAGUAUGUUCUGAGGUUCGAAGGAAUCGUCGACGAACUAGCUGCAGCCGGCGCUUUACCGUCGCCGGUCAAUGAAGCCACCCUACCAUCACCUGCAUCGGCUUCAACAACACCAACACCAGCAAAGAUUGCGUCGAAUAAGGAGGCCUCCUCAUCUUCCCAAGGAGACCCGACGUCUCUCGUACCGUCGGAGGAAUUGGAAGAAUCUUCAACCUCUCCAUCCCUCGACCUCGCCUUGCUGCCUCACAUCACUUACGAUCAGCGGGCCGUCAUGUUGGCCUCUGCAAUCUCGUGCGACUUUGACUACUUUUCGCGCCACUCUGGCUCGGGAGGGAUGAUGGGUCCAGGACUGUGGAUGCCGAUGGGCAUGGGUGGGGGAGGAGCGAGUACUGAGGCAGGUACGGAAGCAGGCGCAGAAGCGGGCUCAGAAGCGGGUGGAAUGAGUCCCAAUGCGGAGGAGGAUGAGAGGAUACCUGGAGUGGAGGACUCGGGUGGAGUGAAUCGGGAUAGUGGUGGGUGGAGUGAGCAAGGUUGGGGCGAUGGUGGAGCGGGUGGGGAGGAAACCAUGUCGGAUCCUUGGGCGACACCGCAGGAGGAUGCGGACGGGGGGACGUGGGGUUGGGGUGAUCUGUUUCCUGGAGAAGAUUGA
Microbotryum saponariae is the source of this 1659-nucleotide messenger RNA. NCBI's taxonomy places the organism in Eukaryota, Fungi, Basidiomycota, Microbotryomycetes, Microbotryales, Microbotryaceae. The record is from the annotation of a GenBank genome assembly.